AUGGCAGGUUCCGCCUUAAGGCGCCUAAUGGCCGAAUACAGACAACUCACCCUAAACCCUCCGGAAGGUAUCAUUGCUGGUCCGAUCAGUGAGGAGAACUUUUUCGAAUGGGAAGCCCUAAUUACCGGUCCGGAAGGAACCUGCUUCGAGGGUGGAAUUUUCACAGCCAAACUUGUGUUUCCGCCGGACUAUCCGCUCAGUCCACCGAAGAUGAAAUUUACGUGUGAAAUGUUCCACCCCAACAUUUUUACUGACGGUCGUGUCUGUAUAUCGAUUUUACAUGCACCGGGAGACGAUCCGCUAGGAUAUGAAUUAUCAGCUGAGCGCUGGAGUCCUGUACAAAGUGUGGAAAAGAUCUUACUAAGUGUUGUUAGUAUGUUGGCCGAACCAAAUGACGAAUCCGGUGCAAACGUGGAUGCGGCGAUAAUGUGGCGCGAAAACAGGGAAGAGUUUAACAAAAUUGCCCGACGUAUCGUACGCAAAACGUUAGGCCUUGCAUCCUAA
This is a messenger RNA of Anopheles marshallii, 504 nucleotides long. It is a transcript of the gene Ubc7, whose product is annotated as ubiquitin-conjugating enzyme E2 G2. Gene Ontology annotation, cellular component: endoplasmic reticulum; cytosol. NCBI's taxonomy places the organism in Eukaryota, Metazoa, Arthropoda, Insecta, Diptera, Culicidae. The record is from RefSeq and is a predicted model, not a curated record. Bases 1 to 504 code for a protein of 167 amino acids. The transcript has 6 exons.